Molecule: messenger RNA, 2206 nt
Organism: Drosophila nasuta
Lineage: Eukaryota; Metazoa; Arthropoda; Insecta; Diptera; Drosophilidae
Gene: gcm
Product: glial cells missing
Exons: 2
Coding region: 334-1929 (531 amino acids)
Biological process (GO): regulation of transcription by RNA polymerase II; gliogenesis
Cellular component (GO): nucleus
Molecular function (GO): RNA polymerase II cis-regulatory region sequence-specific DNA binding; DNA-binding transcription activator activity, RNA polymerase II-specific
Source: RefSeq, a predicted model, not a curated record
GGAUAGUAAACGGAUAAACCGGAUAAACUGGAAAGCAAGCCAAUGAGAGCGCAACAAAACAACCACCACGUCGUCGUGGUCGCUGCUGCUUUUGCUGCUGCUGCUGAGUCGUGGUUCUCGCUUCGGUCAAAAGGAACUUAAUGUGGUGUUCGGCAGAGCCAGAGACAGUCAACAUUGCGCAGCCGUUGUGAACGGACGUCCAACAGUCGCCGCGACAGAAAAUAAAGCAAGCAACCAAAAACACAGAACACAUUUGAGAAACUGGGAGUCAGUGAAAACUGAAAAGUGUUGAAAUUUGUGCGUGUGGCAAAAAUAAAACUUUUCGCGUUAAACAUGGUGAUGAACGGAGCGUUGCCAGUACCGAUGCCAACGCCAAGUCCGCCAGCCAGCAAGUCACGCAUCCAGAUUGAGUGGGAUAUCAAUGACACCGUUGUGCCGACGGUCAGCGAGCACGACGAUUUUAACGACUGGGCCAACGGCCACUGCCGGCUCAUCUAUGCCGCCCACAGUGAGGAUGCCAAGAAGCAUGCCAGCGGCUGGGCGAUGCGCAACACCAACAACCACAACGUCAACAUACUAAAGAAGAGCUGCCUCGGCGUGCUGCUCUGCAGCGCCAAGUGCCGCCUUCCCAAUGGCGCCAGCGUCCAUCUGCGUCCAGCCAUCUGCGACAAAGCGCGUCGCAAGCAACAGGGCAAACAGUGUCCCAAUAGAAAUUGCAAUGGCCGCCUCGAGAUUCAACCAUGUCGUGGGCACUGCGGCUAUCCGGUGACACACUUCUGGCGCCGCGCCGGCAACGCAAUCUACUUCCAAGCUAAGGGCACCCACGAUCAUCCACGGCCGGAGGCCAAGGGCUCGACGGAGGCACGUCGUCUCCUCGCUGGCGGACGACGAGUGCGCAGUCUGGCCGUGAUGCUGGCUCGGGAUGCAGCACUCAGUGACAAGCUGUGCAGCCUGCGGGCCAACAAGCGCCAAGCGAAGUCGCUGCCGCUGCAGGAAAACGCCAGCAAGCGCAAGCAGCGGACUACCAACUCUGCAGAGUUGUUGCCUGCGGGCACAGAGUUGCCAUCGUAUCACAGUGUUGCCGUUGCAGCUGGCACGCCUACAGCCACGCCCUCGACGGCAAUAUUCCAGCAAGCGCAUACAGCUAGCUACAUGACAUCGCAAUGGAGCACGGACUGCUCGUCUUACUACUCACAGGAUGCCUCCUUGAACUACAACAGCGGGGGCGGCAUCUACGGAUACGAGAUGCACUCGCCCCUCUCGCCGCUCUCCUCCAACAGCUCCACAGCCAGCUACUACGCCAGCUCGGAGACCCAACUGCAGCAUCAGCAACAGCAGCAGCAACAACAACAACAACAACAGCUGCUGCAAGUGCCACAACAGAACUAUGAGCUUGCGACGACAACAGCUCCGAAUGCAACCAGCUACCAGACUGGCAUGAAUCUCUACGAGAGCUGCGACGACACCUCCAGUCUGACCAGCAGCUCUGGCUACAGCUCCGAGGACUACAGCUACUUCAACGGAUACGUGCCACAAGCACUGGACAUCAGCGGUAGCUCCACUGCCAGUCCCGAAAGCUUUUACAGCCCCAACUCGGAGAUCUUCAGCGUGUUCGAUGGCAACAUCAGUGGCGGCAGCAGCAGCACCGUGGAGCUGCUCUACGAGGAGGCAACUGCCUAUCAGCAGCAGGCGUUGCAGCAACAGCAGCAAUCCUUCACUUCCCCACCCGGCGUUGCCGUCUCCUACCAACAACAACAGCCGCAGUCACAGCCACAGGCACAGCAACAACAACAGCAGACUGCGGAUUACUAUUAUAGCAACACGGGCGUGGACAACGUGUGGAACAUCCAAAUGGACGCGACGAUCUCUCCAGCUGCGUAUCAGAGUCAGGCAACAAGCCACGAACCAGGCAUUGGCAUCUUCUGCUAAUCCCACCAAGAUCUCAACAUUAUUACGACUCAAGCGUUGUUCUAGUCUCUAGUUGAAACACAAAUCUCGCCUCGAAGUUAUGUUCCCAUUUCCUUUCCCCCAAUUUGCUUGUUGGUUUUAUCUUUAUACCAUGUUUCUAGCGCCUAAGUCAUUGAACUCCAUUGUUUCCCUCAGCUAUUCCAAAGUUUUAAAUUAAGCACCUACUAUUAAGUAUUUAGCAACUAACUAAGUGACGUACAAGUAAAACCCACCUAUUUAUGCAUUUUUGUAAUAAACA